AUGCAGCGACCACGUGUCUACUCCUCCUCAAAUGAGACCAUUCUCGAAGCGUUCUCUUCCUCGCCUGCUACACGCACUCCAGGUCCGGCAGAUGUCACACGUGGUUCCUUUCCCUCAGGUCCAUCAUCUCACCUCCCGCAUUCGGUCGUGCCUCUGCGUCAAAGCCUCUCUUCCGGCCUGGAGUCCACCGCCGAGGUAAGCGACAGUCAUGGCGUUGUGAAAGGGAGGCCCCUUUCAGGGAAUAAGAAGCAAGAGAUUGUGGGAGUAGAUGUGGAUGGAGACGAUGAAUCGGAUGAAGAUACCGCCACCGCUGCCAGCAUCAAGUCACGACAUCAUGUCGUGAAGCGUGCCAAACUUCCACAGACCAUAGGCUUCCAUUUCGAUUGGUGGAUCGCACGCAUAGCAACUGCGGCGGUGAAUCCGGACUUCAAGGUUCUAUGUGCGAGCAUGAUGCUGUGGAGGGAGAGGAACGAGAUUUUGCAAAUUCCCACCUAUCGAGCGAAGGCCAUACUGCGAACGUGGUUGAAACACAAUGGUGCUGUUCCGAGCACAUUACGGUCGCAGAUACACCAAGUCUUGUCAUCAGCAGCACCAUCUGACAGCAUGGCCACACUCAGAGGAGCAGGCGCAUCCCCUGCGCAGACGAUGGAUUGGGACGUCCUGCUGGGAGAGAUCAGGCAGGCGAGCGAGAGGAUGCAUCAGGACCGAAAGUGGAGACUGAGAGGAAAGAAAAAUGCUGCCGGUUGGUGUAAAUGGGGAGCGAGGCAGAGGGUAAAGGACAGGGGCGAAUUUGUUGAAGAAUCGACAACUGGAUAUGAGGUAGAAAGAGAAGGAGAAGGCCGGACGUUGGUGGCUAUGCUAGGGUAUCGGAGGAACGACGCGGUGGUAAAGGCCAUGGAUCUGGAUGGCGAAGUAGUUGAUGCUGAUGAGACAGUGACUGGCGAGAGGGACGUUGAAGGAGAAGAAGCCGUUCAGGAGGCUAUGAACAGUCCGACGAACUACAAUGGCGACGGCUUCGAUGCCGCGAUGGAAGAAGCUCCGGGGCCCUGA
Cladophialophora bantiana CBS 173.52 is the source of this 1050-nucleotide messenger RNA. RefSeq lists its product as uncharacterized. The record is from RefSeq and is a predicted model, not a curated record. The transcript is spliced from 2 exons. The coding region runs from base 1 to 1050 and encodes 349 amino acids. Lineage: Eukaryota; Fungi; Ascomycota; Eurotiomycetes; Chaetothyriales; Herpotrichiellaceae.